AAAACCACAUUUACCUGUUGGGUCAACUUUACAAGGUUUUCUUUAUUAGAGCUAUUUCGCAAAACUUAUUAACACAUAGCCGCUUGCUCUUGAUUUAUACAUUUGGCUGCAGUAAAGCUAAGCCUGAUCUUAGAUUAUUUUACUGGUGCUCGUUUCGAGCCUGGAUUUACAACACUACACUGGCUUUGAGUGGAACAUUUGAGUUUGUUCAGUUAGAUUUUUGAAAACAGUUGAAAGCAACGCUGCCUGGGAAGAGAAAAUAAUUUGACGAAGGAAAACUGUCAACUUGUUCUUAUUUUUCUUGUUCAAAUAACUACAAGUUUUGCCUAACAUGAAAAGCGAAUUAAGUUCAAAAAAUUCGUUUGCAUCAUCCACGACUAAGUCAAGUCGGCGAACGAGAACAGAAAUUGUAAAAACAGUCUCGUCGACUUCGUUUUCUUCAUCUUCGUCAUCUUCGUCCAAUUCAUCCACUACUUCAAUUGAAUGCUAUGACAGUGGGUAUGAGACAACGACGACGACGAAGACGACAGCUGCUGCUGUGAAGUGUGAACAGGUCGUGAAGAACAAAGAAUUGACUACUCUGCAAGAUGCCAGAUUGGCCCAGUCGCACCAUGGAGAGGCGGAGUCGUGGAUCCGACUGCGAGAAAGAACGAACUGGUCCGACAAUUCAAAAUGUGCGCAACAAAUAAUGAGGCACCUCAGUGCCAUCCCAGACGUCUCUCUUCAAAAAUCCCUCUGUCUAACCCUCCUUCAGCCCCACAUUUUAACCCAACUUUGGGCUCGACCGCGUGAACUCUUUGCUUUGAAUCCGAAUGGCGACGAAGACGAAAAGCCUAACUCACACUCGCAGCCUCGCGGUGAGUUCUCAGUUCGAAACUCGACAAAUGCCAGCUCGGCUUUCAAUGAUGAAAUUCAAUUCUGGAAACGUCUGCGAGAAAAAUUGAGCAAACUGAACCCGGAAACAACUACUGAUGUUUCGACUUUACCGAAGUUGGAGUUUUCGGCCGAGUCCAUCCGAAUCAAUCCUCCUUUCGCGGGGCUGCUUCCGGAAGGGUUUGCUGCAGCCGAAGGCGUCCUGGAUAUUUGGAAGCAAAUUGAAGACAUUUUCCAGGAACUCGAAUCGAACAAAGAAAACGCAAACUCUACAACUCAAAGUGACUUUUCAGUUGCAAAUUUACUUGAAACUACGUAUAACAUGCUGAUUGGUGCGGCGAAGACGGAUUCUAUUACUUGGGAAAGUAUUUUGGAUAAUGUUGUGAAAAUUUCUACGGGAAGUACGAGUGAAAAACGACAAACAAGGGAGGAAAUAUUUGGAACUAUGAACGGAAAAGUGAGAAAUGAAGCUAUUUUGGCCCUGGCUUCCUUUGCGUUUGUCAAAUGGUUCGACAUUGACCACGAUGCCAUACCGAGUAUUGUAAUGUUGUACGCGAAACUUAUCGAACAGCAAAGAAUUCUGGAUUUCGAGGACAAAGGAUCAUUCGAUUACAUAAUAUCCCUGAUGGAAACCCAAGGGAUGGGUAUGGAGCAGAGUAUGGCAUCCUGGUCAAGACUCCGAGAGAUGAAUAUCGCCCCGAAAGAUUCGACAUUGACGAGUAAACAGAAAUCUGCCGCCGAUAACAACAUUGACAAAUCGAAAACGUCAAAAGAACCAAUUAAAGCAAUUGGCUUGGAACAAAAGUGCAAUGAGGAUUAUUUACGGCCACGUGAAAUCUUUUCAGCCGAAUUCUCAGAAUGCUUCAUGGAAUCUUGCGGCAAAAAUGGAGGCGAAAACUUUGUCGCUGAUUUUAUUAAUUGUAUCCAAUUGGCUAAAGCUCUAGAUCGCGAUUUGAACUCUGAGCUGAAAUGGACACAAGUUGAAUUGAAAGAGCGCCAAGCCUUCCUGAAAGAAAAUCAGAGCAAAGUUUCGAAGUCUAAAAAGAUCAACACUGGUCAAAAAUCUGUCUCCGAUGAAUGCAUUACGCGCAUUAAAGUCUCGGUAAACAAUUUGUUUGGAUUUGGCCAAGAAAAACAUUUAGAAAUGGGCGAAACAAAUGAAAUAGACGAAAACGAACCAAAAGCGAAAGUUAAAAAGGUUCAAACCGACUCUGAUGUUCAAAGUCGAAGCAGCGAGUUCUCAGAGCAGAGAGGAAAAUGGGUCCAGCAAAUUUCUCUGGCAAUUGGGAAGUUUGCGUCUAUUGAAUGGCACAAAAUUGACCCAGAAUUGAUUCCAGCCCUCGUUCUCUUUUAUGUCAGAUUGGUUGAACAUAAGAAACUGCUGGAUUCUAAUCUGAAGCCAGAGCAGUUUGUCACUACAAUGGCUGUUUUGGAAAGCCUCGUUAAUGAAUCUGAACAGUGUCUUUCAACUUGGAUGAGAUUACGAGAGACGGACACCGGAUCAAAGCCAAAGUCGAAGGCCAAUAAAAGUGAACUUUCUAACCAUGAAAAACUAUCAAGAAGUGACAUUGGAAAUGAACCGAUCCUGGCAAAAGCAGGUGACGCAACACCUCAAAAUUACAUGCGGACACGUGAAAUAUUUGCAGCAAAAUUUACCGAGUGUUUUUUGGAAUACCGCGGCAAAAUUGACGAAGCAAAUGUCGUUCCAGAUGUCAUUUCUUGCAUUCAGUUAGCACGGGCUUUGAGCCGUGAUCUGGAUGAAGAAAUACUCUGGACGCAAAUUGAAGAGAAAGAGAGAAACUCAUUUCUGAAGGAGAAUCAGAGCAGAGUUAAACAUCCGGAAAAUGUGAGCAUCGACAAAGAAACGGUCGCAAGCGAGUGUAAAUUGAGAAUCAAAACCUCUAUAGAAACUUUGUUUGGAGCCGGCAUUGAAAAAGAAAUCGAUUUACAUGAAACUAAUGAUAUCGAUGACAAGUGUGAGCGAAAAAGUAAUACCAUUUCAAAAACUCGAGUAGAUGUCCAACAUCGAAGCAAGGUUGAUUUCAAACAGAAAAGCAAAUGGAGUCAUCACAUUGCUCUGGCUAUUGCAAAGUUUGCUUCGAUAGACUGGCACAAAGUCGAUCCAGAGUCGAUUCCAGCGUUGGUUCUGUUCUAUGCCAGAUUGGUGGAGCAGAAAAAAAUGCUGGAUAAAUCUUUGAGUCCUGAAGAAUACACGACUAACAAGGUGAUUUUGGAAAGUCUCGUCAAAGAAUCCGAACAAUGCCUUUCAACGUGGAUAAGAUUGCGGGAAAUGAAUGCGACUUCAAAGACAACUCACACAGCUGAAAAAUCGGAUAUAGGUCGACACAGUAAGAUUUCAAAGGAACCGAAAACUACCGUACCCGUAAUAGCUGCGGGGUCGGAAAAGAUGCCGCAGAACUACAUCAGAACGAGGGAAAUCUUCCCAGCUGAGAUUUCGGAAGGUAUUUUGGAAUCCUGUUGUAAAAACGGUGGGGAGAAUUUCAUUGCUGAUUUUGCUGGUUGUAUACAGCUGGCACGAGCUUUGGAUCGGAAUUUGGGUGACGACUAUGAAUGGAAGGAAAUUGAGGAAAAGAACCAGAAGGCUUUGCUGAAAGAAAACGGAUCGAAAUUAGCUUUAUCUAAAAAGAUCAAGAGUGAUCAAACAUCGGUUUCAACAGAAUGUAUUCUGAGAAUCAAAAGUUCGAUCAGCACUCUGUUUGGAUUUGGAUGUGAAAAACAAAUUGAUAUGCGCGAGACGAAAAACAUCAGCGAAAACGAUCGUCGAGCGAAGGGUAAGAAGGUUAAAGCGAGGGCGGAUAUUUACUCUCGAAACAAGGAAAUUUGCAACCAGAAAGGAAAGUUGAGUCAAGAGAUGGCUCAGGCCAUAGCGCAGUUCGCCUCGAUUGAAUGGCAUAAAGUGGAUCCUGGGCUGAUUCCAGCUCUAGUUCUAUUCUACGCCAAGCUGGUGGAACAUCAAAGACUGUUGGGAAAGAGUGUUGGUUCUGAAAAGUACUGGGAGAGCAAAGUUGUUUCGGAGAGCCUCGUUAAGGAAUCGGAGCAAAUUUUGUCGUCUUGGAUGAGAUUACGAGAAAUGACCGGUCCGGCUAAAUUAAGUUCAAAGGCUGAAGGCAGGAAGAUCUCUGAGCAUGAAAAGGUUUCGAAAAAGAACAUAAAGGCAGAGUCAGUUUCGGCCGUGGGGUCAGAACAGCAACCUGAAAGCUACACCAGAACGCGUGAAUUCUUCUCUGAAGUAUUUGCAAGGUGUGUGAAUGAAUCUCCGGAUUCCAAUUUUGAAGCAUUCAUAGCCGAAUCACUCAAUAAGACGAAAAUGGGCAAAGCUUUGACAGCCGAUUUGUCAGAAACUUUCCAGUUGAUUAUGACUGAGAAUUUGAACGAAGAAAGUCGAGUACCUGAGGAAAAAAUGAACGCUGAUUAUCAAUCGAGGAGUGAAAAUUUCGGCGAAAAACAACCGAAGUUAGACCAGAAAAAAGUUCUGGCGAUGGCUUCGUUUGCCUUUGUGAAAUGGAUGUCACUUGACGCUAGUCAAGCUUUGCCUGCUGUUUUGAUGUUCUACGCUCAACUCAUAAAACACGAUAGCCUUUUGCCAGAAAACAAAAAAGCACUCAAGUUCCUAAUCACAAAAAUUGUUUCGGACGGUUGUGCCUCCAACUCAGAUGAACAGACUUGGAUCCGAACUCGAGAAAUGGGACUUGAAAAUAGAGAAAAAUCCAAAAUUACCGACCAGCCGAGCUCCGUUUCGGAAAAACUGUCACACAAACAAGUUUCGAAGAGCUCGAUAAUCGGGUUUGGUUUGGAAUCACCUCUUUCCGAGUUCACCCGACCGCGUGAAAUGCUGUCGGCGAUAUUCGAAGAAACAAUGCAACAGCCUUGUACUCCUGUGCGUAGUACUUUCUUGGCAAGUGUCGCCAAAUUGAACAAACUAGCACGAGCUGCUGAAAUGAACAUUGACCUUGAAAAAACGUGGAUCAAUUCUAAAGAUAUGAACCGAAAUGAACUUUUGGGCGACAUUCUUAGAGGCAAAAAGCUACAGAAAAUUGAUAUUAUGAGAGAUCAAUCGAUCAAAAUGUCGGAUCUUAAACUGUUCAAAAAUUUCAUUUUAGCUCGUGCCGCUGAAAUGAAUUUUAACAUUGACGAAAACUGGAUUGAUGCUAACUUCGCUGUGAAGCCAAUUGCGAACCGAGGUAAUGAUUGCAAAAAGUUGCAGAAAUUUGAUAUCGCCAAGGACAAUUCGUUGGCGAUUUCCGAUAUAAAAGAACUCAAGAAUUCGAUUCUCGCCAGAAACGAUCUUGGAAUAGUAAAGCUGCAAGAAUCACAAAACAAGGAAUUCCGAGUUUUCAACACAAAAGCGAACAAAUUAUCAGUGAACAAAACUUGCACACUGGAAGCAGUAAAAUCGUUCGAUAGAGGUCUAGCUUUCGGCAAAAAUGAGUUGCUUUCACUUUUCGAAGCCAAAGACCUGUCACAAAAAGCACGAAAUGGCCUGAAACCGUUUGAAAGCUUGCUCGGCGAUGAUUGCUCUUUAACGGCCGAACGUGAAAUUAGCAGAAUUUUAGCUCGAGCUAUGGACGAAACUUUGAACUUACAAGAGUCCGAAAACUAUGUGAACAAAAAAGUUUCUAACUCGCAAACGGAAAAGGCGAGAGAGUUUUCGGCCGAUGAGAAUUGUAUUCAUUCGGGUAAGAAGUGUCAAAAAGACGUUCUUGCCUCGGGAAUUGUUGAGAGUCUUAAACUGAUUUCAUUGGACGACGAAGUCAAAAUCGGAAAAACGAACGGGGUUCUUGCCUCUUCGGGUCUGUGGUCGAAAGAAGAAUACGAAUCAUCGGACGAGUCUUUGCUGAAUUUAUUUUUGGCACUCGGAAAGGAAACGAAUGGAAUUAAGUACGACUCAGCCGAAGAAUAUGACAUUGAAGUUAUGGAUGAAGGAGUUGUGCCUCAGAAACUGCAGCUGGUGAGCUCUGAGAGGUCACGCAGGGUCAAACCGGCAACUGUGGGAACAGAAGCGAGGUCGAAGGUCACAUUGAGGUUAAUUGAAGUGCCUCAAGUUAUCGGAAAAGGAAAUUCUGAUGCAUCGCUGUCGGAUAACUUCAAAGUCUCAACGAUCGAAUUGGAAGGCGACAACGACCUGCUAGAAGUGCAACUCGAUUUCGACAAAUUCUGUCCUUAUAUGGAAGAGGGCGCCAGCAGCUCCACCUCACUGCAGGAGUCCCAGAAACCAGAGGCCUCGGAGAACUUGGUUGAAAUAACUCUGAAUGGAGGUGUUUUGGCUGUAAGAGACAUGACAUUGCAACGCUUUGAACGAGGAGUUGCUCAACUGCCUCUCUCAAUGUCGGGGACCCAAAAAAUUCCAGAGGACGAAAUGGUGAAUGAAGAUCCUGACAUGGAUCUUAUCCGACUCGUUACUAAGCUCAUUGCCACAACUUGCAUGGGGAGUCAGUUCGACUCUUUAUCAGCAGACGAAGAUGUUUCCGAGUGCACUAAAAUUGAUUCAUCUCCCGAAAGCUUCUCUGAAGAUUUUCUGGGAAGCGUUGAGAAAGUCGAGCGAUACGAGGCUUCAGAGUCGCAGCAAAACGUGAGCGAACAUCUAACGACUGCUGAUGAUUUGAGUCACAUGAUUUUGGUUGGAAAAGCAGAAGACGUUUCCGACAACGAAGAUGACAAAACAGAAGACGACGAGAGCGACAGCAUACUGGGAAGUGAUCCCGAAAUUGACGAGUUCGUAGAGCCGAAAGAAAAGAAGAUUCUCGAAAACCCAACAAGAUCGGGAUUCGAACCACUGCCCGAAGAAGACGAGCAUGUUGGUAAAACCGAUAACUUUUCGGAUUACCAAAACUCAGAACCCGACUCUGAAAUUGAAAGCGACCCUGAAAUUGACGAAGUUGUUGACAAAAAAGAAAAGAAAGUUCUCGAAAAUCCAACCUGGUCGGGAUUUGAACCGGUUUCGGAUAAUGAAACCGAUGAAAUUGUCGGCAAGAAAGAAAAGAAAAUUGUUGAAAAGGCGCCGUGGGGGAGAUUCGAACCCUUUACUGCUGGCGGAGACGACGAGCAUUUUCAGGAAGCAGUGCCAUUGGCCGAAAGUUUUCUCGUGAACUGCGGAGUUGAGAGGGAGGAUGAAGUUAUUACUCGAAGUGACAUACCACAAGCCAUUUUCCAGGUGCGGGCUGAAGUUCCAGUGGCGUUUGACCAGAAGAACAACCAGUUCAUCUAUGACAUUGUGUCCAGGAGCUUCAAGGUUGAUCCGGCAGUCAUCAACAACAUGCAGAUCAAGGUCACCCGAAGCGCCGACAUCCACCGUCAAGAACAGGAGCCACAGGCUGACCCUGCAAUUAUCAACAACAUGAAGAUAAAAGUGACAAGGGGAGCCAGUCUGCAUCAGAAUUCGGAAAACAUGAGUGGAUCGAUGUCUGAGAAGCAGUCUCGCAAUUUCUCAGAAAAGGUUUCUGAAGAACGAGAAAUUGUUUAUCGCCCUCUCAAAGAAAAAGUGAUGAAGGAUAAAGACGCUGCUGCGAUCAACAACAUGACAGUAAAGGUCACACGAACGACCGACGUGCAUCAGGAGUCGUCGUAUGUUUCCGAGAUGCUGUCGGGAUCAGGCGAACGAGACUACAUGGACCACUUGAGCUACAUCGUGCCUCCGACAGCCAAAAUGAACAUCUGCGUGUCACGAAGGCACCACGAGACGAAACAAGUGACGAGCGACGAUUUAAAUUUAGGCUCGGAUCAAGUCGGAUUUGGAACUUUUCAGGUCGGGUCUCAACAACACGAAACGAAACAGAUGAAGACGAUGAGUCAUCAGUUCGCGACUGGAGGAUGCGACUACUUGAAAGUGGACUCGGAUCAAGUCGGAAUCCGAAUGUCCAAAAAUGCGGUGCAAAAAAAGGCCAUGUUGGCCAACUUUGAGCACGAUUCAAUCGAAAUGUGAACAUUACUAAACUAACAUCAACUAGUUGAUAGUUACUAACUUAACUCUUAUAGAAGUUAUUUAGAUAGAACAAAAAAAGCCGAAGUACCUAACUCAUAAAACUUGUGCGCAGUUAUAGAAUCAAAUUAGGUGAAAUUAUUGAUAAUUAAGUGAAAUUAUUGAUGAAAUUUGAGAAAAUUUAUUGCAAUUUAGACGUCACAAGAUAUCGUUUUGGUUACACACAUGAAAUUGGCGUGACAUUUUGAGUUUUGCAAAAUCUUCACAAAGAUUAUUGAUUUUGUGACGUUUAGAAAAUAAAGAUUUAGGGCGUAUUUACGGAUGUAACACGUCUCUCAGGGGUUUGGUGGUACUAGUCUGGGACAAUAAUCUAUGGUCAACCAAGCCUUGGGUUACCAAUAUCGAGGAGGUAGUGAGAAAUUAGAAAGCAAAUUUUUGUUCAAGACCUUAUUGUUAUCCCUCAAACUUUGAUUUGCCCUGCUUUCCAAAAACUAUCCCCACCCCUACUUCUCCUGAGAAAGUCCUAAAUCCGACCCCUUGCGAAAUUAACUUGAGUAGAUUAAUCAAUAAAAAAACAAAAUAAUUAACCAUAAUGCACUC
Symsagittifera roscoffensis is the source of this 8410-nucleotide messenger RNA. RefSeq lists its product as uncharacterized. The record is from RefSeq and is a predicted model, not a curated record. Bases 332 to 7813 code for a protein of 2493 amino acids. Gene Ontology annotation, molecular function: actin binding. The transcript has 7 exons. NCBI's taxonomy places the organism in Eukaryota, Metazoa, Xenacoelomorpha, Acoela, Convolutidae.